UAUUGUUGGCAUCACACUCUCACUUGAGUGCACACGUUGACAGACUCAGGGCAACCUGUUUUGCGUCCACGUCCUUCAGCAUGGAUCCUUCUGAGGAACAUGUGUAUGAGAACCCAGAGAUCAUCUACCAGAACCAGACAUCAGAUAUAUAUGAGAUGCCUUCCGAUGAACCCUCAAGCCAAACAGCAGAGUACCAAAACACUGGAUGGGCCUUUGGAAGAAUCCCGAACCCCCCUUUGUUUCCAGCACCCCCUCUUCCUAGCAAGGAAUGCUGCGAAAAUUUUUCCUCUUCAUCAUGUUCAUCUUCAGAUGCUGACAACGAAGAGAAGAAGGACAACACCUGCUGUAGUGAGGCAAAGACGGAAGCUGUAGAGAGUAGCCAACAGUCACACGGGGGGAGUGCAUCUCCAAAGAUGGAGGUGGACUGUGGGAACUUGGUACGCAAAGCCUCAUCAUCAUCAUCAUCAUCUUCAUCUGGAUCUGAGCGAGAGGGACCCAACUUGAACUCAGAGCCUGAGAAGGACAAAACUAAAGUCACCCUGUUUGCUAAGGCUGGGAGUGAUGGAGAAAGCAUUGGAAAUUGUCCAUUCUCACAACGACUUUUCAUGGUCCUCUGGCUGAAAGGUGUGGUCUUCAAUGUCACCACAGUUGACCUCAAAAGGAAACCAGCUGACCUUCACAACCUGGCCCCAGGGACACACCCACCCUUUCUUACAUUCCAGGAUGAGGUGCUGACUGAUGUCAAUAAAAUAGAGGAGUAUUUGGAGGAAAUGCUGGCCCCACCCAAGUAUCCAAAACUUGCAGUGAAGAACCGUCAGUCCAACACAGCGGGAAACGAUGUGUUUGCCAAGUUCUCAGCUUACAUUAAAAACGCAAGUCCAAACAAGAAUAAGGCAUUAGAGCAGAGUCUCAACAAGGCUCUGGUAAAACUGGACGAGUACCUGUUGAGCCCGCUACCCAACGAGAGUCACCUCGUCGAUGGAGAAUCUACACGCAAAUACCUGGAUGGUGAUGAGCUGACGCUAGCUGACUGCAACCUCCUUCCCAAACUUCAUGUUGUCAAGGUCGUGGCGAAGAAAUACCGCAAUUAUGACAUCCCCUCCCAGUAUAGAGGCGUGUGGCGUUACCUCGACAACGCUUACAGGAGAGAUGAAUUCACCAACACGUGUGCAGCCGAUGUGGAAAUUGAGCUAGCCUAUAAGGACGUUGCUAAAACACUUGGGAAACGAGUUGCCUAAAUCUGUCAUAGUGUUUAAAAAUGAAAAAAAAAAGAUUAAUUGUGCAUCGAAGAUGUUCCAUUGUUGGAAUUAACUUUUAACUGCGUCUAAAAACAGAUGAACUUGCAAGUCUGAUACCAUGUUAUUUCUUGGAUGAAAAUACGUUCAAUUCUUGGUUUCCCAAGAUCAAAUCAAUCGAGACAUGGCUAGAUUAUUUUUGUGAAUGAACCCAUUAUUUCGGGGAUUGUGAAGGUUGUUUUAUAAUUUAGCAAGAUGGAACCGUGAGUAUUAAAUGAUAACAUGCUUGGGCCAAUGUAGCCUUAAUUUUCAUGAGGAACACUUUGUUCAGGAUAUUUUGUUUCUUGGUCUUCAGAUGGAAUGACUUCUACUUGUAAAAUCCCAAUCUACACUUUGAUAGUUGACAUACUCGGCUGUAACAGCCACCUCUAAGUUUGUAUUUAAACGAAUAAAUCGGUUAAACAUUUACACACGCUCAAAUAAACAAGUAGUUUUAGUGUGUGCUCUCACUGCAUCAGAUUGUAUUCCUUUUUUUCUGGCAGGACAUAAAAGUUCCCUCUUUCUAUCGUACAUCAAAUUAUUAUAUAUUGAUACAUGAAUGUAAAUUUUGCAUGUCUUAACCUCUGUGUGACAACAGUAACACAAAUGACUGUAGCGAAAUGCUUGUAGAUCCUUUUUCAUGAAAACUGCAGAAUGCAA
Molecule: messenger RNA, 1934 nt
Organism: Hippocampus comes (tiger tail seahorse)
Lineage: Eukaryota; Metazoa; Chordata; Actinopteri; Syngnathiformes; Syngnathidae
Gene: clic5a
Product: chloride intracellular channel 5a
Exons: 6
Coding region: 81-1238 (385 amino acids)
Source: RefSeq, a predicted model, not a curated record